Messenger RNA from Neofelis nebulosa (Clouded leopard), 2690 nucleotides. RefSeq names its product translin associated factor X interacting protein 1 (gene TSNAXIP1). Lineage: Eukaryota; Metazoa; Chordata; Mammalia; Carnivora; Felidae. The transcript has 16 exons. The record is from RefSeq and is a predicted model, not a curated record. Bases 468 to 2606 code for a protein of 712 amino acids. Gene Ontology annotation, cellular component: cytoplasm.
CCUCGCCACAUUUCGGACUCCAUAUCCCACAAUGCAGAGUUCUCCAGAGGCGGGCCAACCCGGGAUCGUAAAGAACUUAGGGAGAUGUAGUACAAAUCUGCUCAGUCAUAAGCCUGCCCGGCAGAGACUUCAAGACACCAAAAACUACAAUUCCCGCUGGCAACGUAGCUCCAGGCUCUCAGUUUCCCUCUCUCCCCCACUCUCUCUGUUUAUCCCCUCGCCUCAGUUGUGAUAGCUAGGGUCAAGUCCGCUGUAGUGAUUGACUGAGGGAACCCUGCUCCCGGGGUCCGAGUCCACCUUUGCUAACUGGCUUUCCUCCUAGCCUUGGGCCUUGGGGUGAGGGGGCGUGGCACAACCUUGACCCCGCCCCCCUCUGGGAUGCUGGGGCCUGGUCGCCAUAGCGACCGGCUGUACACUACCACAACUUCACAGGCAGUGGAUGCUGGCUGUCCGGCUGCCCGAGGGUCAUGGCCUCCCCGAAGCCGCGGUGCUCCAGCUUCGCGACCACUUCGAGAACACACAUACAGCCUUCAGGAGUGACCGUAGAUGACUCCUACCUCACAGAAGCCAAGAGCUCCCAGAACCGAAAGUUUUCCCAGAGACAGAAGACGCUGUCCUGUCAGUUCUCCAUUGGUGGCCACCUGUCCCCAUGGCCCACAUACACCAGUGGUCAGACCAUUCUGCAUAAUCGAAAGCCCUGUUCAUAUGAUUACCGGAAACGAGCAGGUAGUUGGCAGCAGCAGCCCCUGGGCACUACUAAGCCGAGGUACCUGGAGCAGCUAGAGAACUACCUACGCAAGGAGCUUCUCCUGCUGGACCUGAGCACAGAUUCUGCCCAGGAGCUGAGGUUGCAGCCUUACAGAGAAAUCUUUGAGUUCUUCAUAGAGGACUUUAAAACGUACAAGCCAUUGCUAUCUUCCAUCAAGAAUGCAUAUGAGGUGAUGCUGGCCCACCAGAGGGAGAAGAUUCGGGCUCUGGAGCCCUUGAAGGCCAAACUUGUCACUGUGAAUGAGGACUGCAACGAGAGGAUCCUGGCCAUGCGGGCUGAGGAGAGAUAUGAAAUCUCCAUGCUGAAGAAAGAGAAGAUGAAUUUGCUAAAACUCAUUGACAAAAAGAACGAGGAGAAGAUCUCAUUGCAGAGCGAGGUGUCCAAACUGAGGAAGAAUUUGGCUGAGGAGUACCUGCACUACCUCAGUGAGCGAGAUGCCCGCAAGAUCCUCAUUUCAGACUUGAAUGAGCUGCGGUACCAGCGGGAAGACAUGUCACUAGCCCAGUCCCCAGGUAUCUGGGGCGAGGACCCCGUUAAGUUAACACUGGCUCUGAAGAUGACCCGGCAAGACCUGACCCGCACACAGAUGGAACUCAACACCAUGAAAGCCAACUUUGGAGAUGUGGUGCCCAGGAGGGACUUUGAAAUGCAGGAGAAGACCAACAAGGAUCUGCAGGAGCAGCUGGACAGCCUGAGAGGUGACUAUGAAGAGGUCUGCAAGGAGCACGAUAUACUGCUACAGUUGCACAUGACCACACUGAAGGAGCGGGACCAGUUUUAUUCUGAGCUCCAGGAGAUCCAGCGCACCUCUACACCACGGCCUGACUGGACCAAGUGUGAAGAUGUGGUGGCUGGGGGCCCAGAUCGCUGGCAAAUGCUGGCCGAGGGCAAAAACAGUGACCAGCUGGUGGAUGUGCUCUUGGAGGAGAUUGGCGAGGGCCUGCUCCGGGAGAAAGACUUCUUUCCUGGUCUGGGCUAUGGGGAAGCCAUCCCCUCUUUCCUUCGAUUUGAUGGCAUUGUGGAGAACAAGAAGCCAACCAAGAAGGAUGUGGUAAACCUACUCAAGGAUGCCUGGAAGGAACGUCUUGUUGAGGAGCAGAAAGAGAAAUUCCCAGAUUUCUUCUUCAAUUUCCUGGAGAAUCGCUUUGGACCUGGUGAUGCCAUGGCCUGGGCUUACACCAUUUUUGAAAAUAUCAAGCUCUUCCGUUCUAAUGAGGUCAUGAGCCAGUUCUAUGCACUCUUGAUGGGAAAGAGGAGCGAGAGUGUGUACAUCAAGCAGAAGGAGACCGUAGUACAGUUGCUGAAGGAGAUGACAAAUGCUGACAGUCACAAUGAGGGGCUGAUAACCAUGGAAAACUUAAGCACUGUCCUUAAGAGCACCUUCCCCUUCAAGAAGGAAGAGAGAAUCCAGGAGUUGAUGGAGGCAGGGGGCUGGCAUUCCAACAGUAGCAAUGCAGACUUGCUCAACUACCACUCAUUGUUUAUAGAGGAUGAGGAGGGCCAGAGUAUGCCCUUUGUGCAAAAGCUGUGGGAACAGUACAUGGAUGAAAAGGAUGAGUACUUACAGGAGCUAAAGCAGGAGCUGGGCCUGGAACUCCAUGAUAAAGUAACCCUACCCAAGGUACGUGAAGCCCUGAUGAACAUUGAUCCCGGCCUGGACAAACAGACCCUGAAUAGCUAUUUGAGCCAGGCCUUCCAGCUCCCCAUGACAGAACUGCCUGAGGAGGGUGAAGAGAAGGAAGAAGCCAUUAUGGAACAGCUCCAGAUUGCCCUGGAACAGCUUCAGAUGAUUGACCUCAGGCGCAUGGGGCCUCGAGAGCAGGAGCCUGCAAGCUAGGGCUGCUAUGGGCAGCCUGAGUGCUCCAGUGCUCUAGUGCUCCUAACCCCUAACUUUUAGUAUAAAAUUAUUUGUCUGAACCUA